Molecule: messenger RNA, 16937 nt
Organism: Girardinichthys multiradiatus
Lineage: Eukaryota; Metazoa; Chordata; Actinopteri; Cyprinodontiformes; Goodeidae
Gene: sspo
Product: SCO-spondin
Exons: 115
Coding region: 1-16650 (5549 amino acids)
Cellular component (GO): extracellular matrix
Molecular function (GO): protein binding
Source: RefSeq, a predicted model, not a curated record
AUGGAGAGAAUUAUGGAACUAGGUCUUUUGAUUCUUUUGGGUCUGCCGCCUGUGGUGGGAACUGGACACUGGUGUGAACACACGGUGGAAGAGAGAGUGGAGUGGGUUCUCUCCCCACGUCUACAGCUCGAGGUGAGCUGCUCUGAAGUGUACCAGUACAACACCCAGGGAUGGAGACUGGAUGUGGAUAGGCUGCGCACCAAGCAUGGGGGGGAUGAGGGUAUUGCACUUUAUUACAAACAACAGGGACAGAAGGCAUCCUGUUUCUUGUACAAACCCCCAGAGAUGCAGAGCGAAGUGGUGAAUAAAACAGUGAGGACCUGUUGUGAGGGAUGGGGAGGACCUCACUGCUCUCAGGGUGUUGGGGUGCGUGGUCAGUGCUAUUCCACGUGGAACUGUGUGGAAUUCCCUGGAGUUCAUAACUCCUCACUCAUGCCGAUGGAGCAAUGCUGCAGCACCCUGUGGGGACUGAGCUGGAGGAACGCCUCGGACCAAACAUGUUUGACUUGCACCUACACUCUGCUGCCAGACUCCCAGUCCUCUCCUCUAGUGCGAAGUGGACUGCUGGGUACUGCCAGGGUUUCUCAAGGCUCAGCCACAUGCAUGUCCUGGGGUGGAGUCCACUAUCGCACUUUUGACAGGAAGCACUUCCACUUCCAGGGAAGCUGUACGUACCUUCUGGCCUCAUCUACUGAUGGCACCUGGGCAGUCUAUAUCAGUACAGUCUGUGACCAAAGAGGAGACUGUAGCAAGGCCCUAAGGAUGAUGCUGGGUCUAGAUUUGGUUUCUAUUCAUCACAGAAACCUAACGCUGAACACCCUCCCUGUUCCAAAUGGGGAGCCACUAUUUCAAAAUGGUGUGAGUGUCCAUUGGCUAGGGGACUUUGUGUUUGUGGAGAGUGGAGUGGGGGUGAGGAUGAAGUUCGACAUGGUCAACACAAUUUAUGUGACAGUAACCUCUGAGCACCUUGGAACCACCAGGGGACUCUGUGGACUCUUUAACAACAACCCUGAUGAUGACUUCACCACGAUGGCUGGAGCCGUCUCUCCAUAUGCUGCCAGUUUUGGCAACUCAUGGAAAGUUCCGGACCAGCACAUAGAGGAGUGCAGCGAUGCAGCUGAGCUCGGCCACAGCUGUGAUGCCACUGGAGAGCCCACUCUACGCAGGCAUGCAGAAUCAGUGUGUAAUCAGUUGCUGGAAAACCCCUUCACACACUGCUACAGCGAGGUUGACCCAGUAAUUUACAUAGACACCUGUCAGUAUCUAUAUUGUAGCCUCCCACCCAAAGAGAGACAGGAUGCAGUGUGUGACACCCUGGCCAGCUACACCCGAGAGUGUGCUCAGCGACACAUCAUCUUAAUGUGGAGGACAGCAACAUUAUGUGGUCGUGUCUGCCCCAGAGGACAGGUUUUUUCAGACUGUGUGUCCUCCUGUCCUCCGAGCUGUACUUCACCUCAGCCCCCAGGGCCUGCUGCAGCCAUGGGUCAGUGCAGAGAGGAGUGUGUGGGGGGCUGUGAGUGUCCUCCUGGUCUCUACCUUCACCAAGGUCUCUGUUUGAAAAGAGAAGACUGCCCCUGUUUCCACCGCAGGCAUAGCUACCAGCCUGGGAACAGUAUACAGAUGAGAUGCAACACCUGUGUGUGCAGGGCAGGUCAGUGGGAAUGCACAGGUGAGAAGUGUUCAGGCCAGUGCACUCUGAUGGGGGCAUUACAGGUGACCACGUUAGACAAAAAACGGUAUGGGUUGCCUGGAGGAAACUGUCCUUUCAUUGUUGUGGAGGACUUUGUUGACAGGAAGUUGACGGUGGGAGUGCGCUGUGGACAGUGUACAGUAGGGGACCGGGGAGGGGUAGCAGAAAUGGGCUGUUUAAAGGAGAUGUCAGUGACAGCCCAGCACACAACAGUCACCAUCACAGACACUGGCACUGUGACUCUGAAUGGCCAACGGGAGACACUGCCUGUGGUGACCGGAGACCUGGUGCUGCGUAAGGUCUCCUCUUCAUUUAUCUUCAUCCAGACCUUUGGUGCUCAACUUCUUUGGUACUUAGAUGGAUCUUAUGCCCUCAUCAGCCUGCAGCCUGGUUUUGCCAACAAGGUGCGUGGUCUGUGUGGAACAUUGACCUGGAGCCAGCAUGAUGACUUUACAACCCCGGAGGGAGAUGUGGAGAACAACGUUUUAUCCUUUGCAGAGAAAUUCUCAAUUGAGCCAUGCACCUUGCCUGGAGGAGCUCCACCUGAUCCCUGUUCCACAUACACCCAGAGGAGAACCUAUGCUGAAACAGUGUGUGCUAUCAUGCAUAGUCCUGUCUUUCAGGUGUGUCAUGAUGUGGUGGACAGGGAGCCAUAUUUCCGUCUCUGCCUGUCAGAGGUGUGUGGCUGUGGUCCACAGAGAACGUGUCACUGCACCGUCCUUACUGCCUAUGCCCGGCACUGUGCACAGGAGGGUGUCAUGGUCCACUGGCGCAACCAAACAUUCUGCCCGGUCCAGUGCACAGGGGGCCAGGUGUACCAGGAAUGCGGUCGUGCCUGCGGUGGCUCCUGCUCAGACCUGCGACACGGCUGGAACUGCGAUGAUUUCACUUCUGAAACAGGUCAAGGCAUGUGUGUUCCAGGUUGUCAGUGUCCUUCAGGACUUGUGCAGGACCAGCAAGGCCAGUGUGUGCCCAACUCCUUGUGCCCUUGUAUGGAAGGAGACAAGGCAUACCCAGCAGGAGCUGUGGUUCUGAAAAGCUGUAACACCUGUGUGUGUGAGCAGGGAGUAUUUAACUGCAGCCAGGAGCACUGUGAGGAAGUACAACAGUGCCCCCACUCGCUGGUCUACUCACCACGCUCCUGCCUUCUUACUUGCUCCAGUCUGGACCCUCUUGGCCAUCAGCAUGUGUCCAGAGUCUCACAAUCAAGCUGCAGAGAGCCAUUGUCUGGUUGUGUCUGUCCUCAGGGAACUGUCUUACAAGAUGAUCGCUGUGUUCUGCCGGAUGAGUGUCCAUGUCACCAUAAUGGUCAACUUUAUUACACCAAUGACACUAUCACUAAAGACUGCAACACAUGUGUGUGUAAGGAACGACACUGGCACUGCACCCAGACCAUCUGUGCUGGAGUGUGUGUUGCAACUGGUGAUCCACACUAUGUGACAUUUGACGGCCGCUGCUACUCGUUUCUUGGUGACUGCCAGUAUGUGCUGGCCCGGGAGAACAGCGGUUUGUUCAGCGUUACGGCAGAGAACGUGCCGUGUGGCAGCACUGGCGUCACGUGCACCAAGUCAGUCACCCUCAGUCUGGGAAACACUGUCAUACAUCUGCUGAGAGGUAAAGCAGUCACAGUAAAUGGAAUGCCCGUUAUACUACCCAAGUCCUACAGUGGCAGCGGUUUGACUUUGGAGAGAGUCGGUAUAUUUGUUGCACUCUCUUCCCGACUAGGAAUCACCUUGCUUUGGGACGGAGGUAUGCGUGUGUAUGUGCGCCUGGCGCCCCACAUGCGGGGUCAAGUUGGAGGUCUGUGUGGUAAUUUCGAUGGAGACACAGAGAAUGACUUCACAACACGUCAAGGAAUCGUGGAGUCUACACCUGACCUAUUUGGAAAUUCUUGGAAGGUCAGUCCUUCUUGCCCAGAUGUGGAAAACCAGGACCUCAGAGAUCCCUGUGCUUUGAACCCCCACAGAAUGACAUGGGCCAGGAAAAGAUGUGCUGUGCUGACUCAGGAGCUGUUUUCACGGUGCCACACCGAGGUGUCAUUUCAGCAAUAUUAUGACUGGUGUGUCUUUGAUGCUUGUGGCUGUGACUCCGGUGGAGACUGUGAGUGUCUUUGCACAGCUAUCGCUUCGUAUGCUGAGGAGUGCAACCGGAGAGGAAUUUACAUCCGCUGGAGGUCCCAGGAGCUCUGUCCUCUUCAGUGUGAUAAAGGACUGGUCUACGAUCCAUGCGGCCCAGCUUGCACUCUGUCAUGCCCGAGUGUUCAGCAGAGUCCAUACUCUCAUUGUGGAGUGCUUUCUUGUGUGGAGGGCUGCUUCUGCCCUGCUGGCACAGUCAGACAGGGUGACAGCUGCAUAGUAUCCACACAGUGUUCGUGCGAAUGGGAAGGCUCCAUGUUUCCACCUGGAAGUACCAUCGCUAAACACUGUCAGAACUGUUCUUGUGAAGAGGGUACAUGGCACUGUGAGGGUUUGUCUUGCCCUCCUCCCCCACCUCCUUGCCUCAAAUCAGAGUUUUCCUGUGCCAGUGGACGCUGCAUUUCCUCUCAGUGGGUGUGUGACAACGAUGAUGACUGUGGAGAUGGUUCAGAUGAGAUUUGCCCAUUCACCUGCUCUCCAGACCAGUUCCGGUGUGCAAGCACCCCGAGUGGACCAUGUUUGAACCUGGCUCUGCGUUGUGAUGGCCACCCAGACUGUGCUGACCUAUCAGAUGAGGAGUUCUGUGGACCUGCCACCCCUGUGCCCAUGUGUCCUCCUGGAGAGUUUCAGUGUGCCAACGGAAGGUGUCUGCCAGCCAGCCAUGUGUGUGAUGGGCGGCUGGACUGUGGCUUUGCUGAUGAGUCUGAUGAGCAAGACUGUGGUGAGGUAUGUGAUGAAGGGGAGUUCCUGUGUCCAGGAGGACGCUGCAUCCUCUACAUCCACCGCUGUGAUGGCCACGAUGACUGUGGAGACCUCAGUGACGAAAGGGGGUGUGUGUGCUCACCAGGAGAGUUUCAGUGUCCAGGCGAUCAGUGUGUCCCUGCAGACAGACUCUGUGAUGGACACAGAGACUGCUCUUCAGGAACAGAUGAAGCUGUCUGCCCGAGGAAAGUUUGUGGGUCCUAUGAGUUCACCUGUACCAGCAGGGGGCAGUGUGUGCCUCAGGCAUGGCGUUGUGAUGGGGAAACAGACUGUAUGGAUGGCAGUGAUGAGCAGCAGUGUGCUGCUCAGUGUGGACCAGGCCAAGUGCUUUGCCUCAGUGGGGAGCAGUGUGUGGAUUACCAACAACUCUGUGAUGGCACCCCACACUGCAGAGAUGCAUCUGAUGAGAGCAUCAACACCUGUGAUAAAACCAUUUCACCAGCGCCCCCUGGCAGUCGAAACAUCUCUACGCCCUGCUCUGAGUUCACCUGUAUGGAUGGAACCUGUUUACCAUUUAACAAGAUGUGUAAUGGUGUAGCAGACUGUCCUGACUCGUCAUUAACACCAUUUGGAGGACCCACAGAUGAGCACAGGUGUAGAACUUGGAGCUCCUGGGGCCCCUGGAGUCCGUGCAGCACCUCCUGUGGAACAGGUACCAUGAGUCGGCAUAGAUCCUGCCCUGCAGGUGACCCACUUCAUCACUGUUUGGGCCAACACAUCGAGAAGCAGCAGUGCUUCAACACAACCUGCCCUGUGGAUGGUCGUUGGUUGCCAUGGUCAAGCUGGUCCAACUGUUCCAGUGGUUGUGGUGGGGUGAAGGUGAGGCACAGAGACUGCAUUCCUCCCCGCAAUGGAGGUGAACAUUGUUCCCAGCUUCCUGGACCAUCUAACCUCUCCAUGGAAAUCAAACCAUGUCCUGAUGAUGGUUGUACAAAUGCCAGCUGUCCCCCUGGCCUAGUGAAACACAAAUGUGCCCCAUGUCCUGUCUCCUGUGCUCAGAUCAGCAGUGGGUCAACCUGUGACUCCACAACACCCUGCUUCUCUGGUUGCUGGUGCCCUGAAGGCCAAGCGAUGAGCCAUACACAACAGUGUGUGUUACCUGGAGAGUGUGGGUGUCAGGUGGCUGGUGUUCGAUACUGGCCAGGUCAGAAAAUAAAAAUGGGCUGUGACCUUUGUGUUUGUGAGCGGGGAAGACCUCAGAGGUGUCAACCCAACCCAGACUGCUCAGUGCACUGUGACUGGUCAUCAUGGUCAGAGUGGGGAGAGUGUUUGGGACCCUGCGGUGUCCAAAGUGUCCAGUGGUCGUUCCGCAGCCCGAAUAAUCCCACCAAGCAUGGAGAUGGAAGAGUGUGCAGAGGGAUUUACAGAAAGGCUCGCAGAUGUCAGACAGACUCCUGUGAUCAGUGUCACUAUCAGAGUCGGCUCCAUGCAGUUGGAGAAAGAUGGAGGGCAGAACCCUGCCAGUUAUGCCACUGUCUUCCCAACCUCACAGUGCAGUGUGCCCCCUACUGUCCAUAUGCCGUCACUGGAUGCUCUAUGGGGCUAAGCCUCAUCCCUGGGGAGGGAAACAGGUGCUGUUACUGCCAAGGAGAAAAUGGCACGAUGACCUUGACAGUGACCCCUGGCAUUAUGACACCCAAGCCAGAGGAUAUCACUCCUGUGGUACCUACAUAUCCAUUUCUACCUGGAGAUGAGUGCUGGGUUCCUUUGGGUGUCCAGACACUCCCAGUGUCUAGUUUCACUGCCUCGUCGCACCAGGAGGGCCACCCACCUGAAGAAGCACGUCUUCAUGGGUGGGACCCUCGUAGAGAUCUCCAGGGCUGGAGUCCAGAGCCAGAGGAGUAUAAAGACCUACCACAAAAGAGACCAGAAGGGCAGAGUGUCAACACACAAAGCCCCUACAUACAGAUUGAUCUACUUAAACCUUACAACAUCACUGGUGUGCUGACCCAGGGAGGUGGUGUGUUUGGCACAUUUGUGUCCAGUUUCUACCUCGAGUUCAGUCAUGAUGGAAAACGGUGGUUCACUUACAAGGAGCUUCCAUCUGAUGCACCACCUAGAGCCAAGGUUUUUCUUGGUAACCAUGAUGAUCGAGGUGUGACAGAAAGCAGGCUGGACAGGAUAGUGUCGUCUCAAUUUGUGCGAGUAUUGCCUCAUGACUUCCAGAACGGCAUCUAUCUUCGGCUGGAGAUUAUGGGCUGUGGUGAUGGUUAUCAUUGGCUAACUUCCCCAACGGCUCCUUCACCAGUCUCUCCAGGUGAAGGCUGUAGAGAGAAAGAAUUCCAGUGUGACAAUGGUCGCUGUGUACCAGCAGGGUCUGUGGGAGUUGUCUGUGAUGGGGUCAAUGACUGUGGGGAUGGAUCAGAUGAGAAGUACUGUGGUACUCAACCCUCCUCAACAGCCACUAGUCCACGCAGCUGUCCCGCUGGUCACUUCUCCUGCCCACCACCAGGGGGCUGCAUUGAGGCAGACAGUCGUUGUGAUGGUAUUCCUAACUGCCCCAAAGGAGAGGAUGAAAACGGAUGCCAUCUGCAUGAUUUCACUACACAGUCAGAUAGGCCACACACCCCUACUCCCUCCCCUCUGAAGACCCCAUCAAUGGCUGCUGUUACUCUCUCAACUGACGGUGGCCCAGCAUAUCAUGGGAUUUGCUCCUUUCCUCUUGGACUGGAGGAUGGGAGGAUUCAUUACGGCCAGCUGUCCUCAUCCUCACAGCAUGAGAACAACCCUGCUGAUGCCGGGAGACUAAACAUCGUCCCGAACAUUCGAGUUAUGGAGCCUGGCUGGAGCCCCGUACCUGAGGACCCCCAGCCAUAUUUUCAGGUGGAUUUCCUGGAGCCCACUUGGAUAUCAGGGGUGGUGACACAGGGCAAUGACCGGAUGGGGGGUUACCUCACCAAAUACCGCCUGGCCUUUGCCUCACAGAGCGGCCUUUUUACAGAUUUCACAGCAAAUGGAAAGUUUGAUGGCCCUGCUAAGGUGUUUGAGGUUCGGAUGGUGGGCAGGACCCCUGUGACCCGCUGGUUGGGUCGGUUGGUAAGAGCUCAGUACAUCCGAGUUAUCCCUGUUGAGUUCAGGCACACCUUUUACCUGCGUGUUGAGGUUCUCGGCUGCAGAGGAGAUGAGCAGGUGACCACAUCGCCCCCUGGGGUUGGGAAAGUGACAGUGCAGCACUGUAAGCCAGGCCAGUUUGUAUGCCACCACAGUAAGGAGUGCAUCCCUGUGUCUUUGCUUUGUGAUGGUCAACCAAACUGCAAGGACUACUCUGAUGAGAUAAGCUGUGGAACCGCACCUACCAGAGGCCUUCCAGGCCUCCAUGAUCAGACCGGCUACACUAGAACACCUGGUAUCCAUGGCAAAAACACAACAGGCAGUCCUGGGCUACUUACUACCAGUUCUGAAGAUGACUUACCUUAUGUGGCACCAACUGGAGUCACAGCUAGCCCUCAGCCGCGGAGUACAGGAGUCACAACAGGCCAACCUGGACUCCAUCUCACUCCCUCCCUGCAGCCUGGCAGACCUGGUCUUCAAACCACAGAAGCACCAUCAGUCAUUACAAGCACCCCUGAUACUGGUCUGCCCAGAGUUAUUUGUGUGGAGGGCCAGUUCAUGUGCAGGUCAUUUGGCUGUGUGGACUCUGCACAAGUGUGUGAUGGAAGGAAGGAUUGCUUGGAUGGUUCAGAUGAAGACCAUUGUGGUAUGACAUCAUAUUCUCCAUCAGUAACUCCAUGGCGCCCCCUGGUGCCCAGGCCAUGCUCUCCUAAGCAGUUUUCCUGUGAAAGUGGGGAGUGUGUCCACAAAGAUCGCAGGUGCGACCUGCGGAGGGACUGUGUUGAUGGAUCAGAUGAAAAAGACUGUGUGGAGUGCAUAAUGUCCCCGUGGACAGCCUGGAGUGCCUGCAGUGUGACGUGUGGUCUCGGCUCCUUGUUUCGGCAGAGGGAUAUAUUAAGAGACGCCCUGCCUGGCGGAUCCUGUGGUGGAGCUCAGUUUGACAGUCUAGCCUGCUUUCCUCGAGCAUGUUCAGUCCAUGGUCACUGGUCGGAGUGGACAGAGUGGUCAGAGUGUGAUGCUCUGUGUGGAGGAGGAGUUAGACAGAGGAACCGAACCUGCUCGGCUCCUCCUCCUAAAAACGGUGGGCGAGACUGCGAGGGGAUUACCCGACAAAGCCAAACCUGCAACAUCCAGCCCUGCACCGAUCAGACAGGUACACAGAAAGGCUGUGUUAGCGGUAUGGUCCUGGUGACAGACGAAGACUGUCGAGCUGGAAGAAUUGAUCCCUGUCCUCCUACCUGCUCAGAUCUCAGCAUGACCAGCAACUGCUCUGCAACAUGUAUAAUCGGCUGCCGCUGUCCCUAUGGGUUGUAUCUUCAGGAUGGCCAAUGUGUGAACUCCAGCCAGUGCGUCUGCCACUGGGAUGAUGAGACGCUGCAGCCUGGACAGGUGAUCAGCAGAGAUCAGUGCACCACAUGUAUGUGCAGAGAAGGUCAGGUCACCUGUGACACUUCUAGAUGUGUGGGGACUUGUCAGUGGUCCGUCUGGUCUUCAUGGUCUCCAUGUGAUGUCACUUGCGGUGUGGGGCUGCAGCAACGCUACAGGUCUGUGCUAGUAGCAUCUGGACCAAUCAGAGUGCAGCCCUGUUCAGGAGACACCUCUGAGUCCCGACGUUGCUCCAUCCCAUGUUUCCCUGCCCUACCAGAUGGCACAUGGAGUAAAUGGACCAGAUGGUCAGAGUGCACUAGGACAUGUUUCAGUGACGUAGAUGAUGUGGGAAUCAGACGGCGAUUUCGCAGCUGCAACCACACACACCCAGCUUCCAACCACAUGAACACAGAGCCCAUGUGUGAUGGAGACCAUGAGGAACAAGAGCCAUGCAACACUGUGCACUGUCCAGUGCAUGGAGGGUGGUCAUUGUGGUCUCAGUGGUCUCUGUGUACAUCUGAGUGUGACUCUGGUGUUCAGACAAGGGAGAGAUUCUGCAGUUCACCAACGCCACAUCAUGGAGGCAGUAACUGUACUGGGCCUCACAUACAAACAAAGGACUGCAACUCCCAUCCCUGUUCAGGUGUGUGUCCAGAGGGCAUGACGUACAUGACAGCAGCGGAGUGUGAGGCUCAGGGCGGGCCGUGUCCGCGGGUGUGCAUGGACAUGACCUCCACAGAGGUUCAGUGUGCCACCUCCUGUUACGAUGGCUGUUACUGCACCCCAGGCUUCUACCUGUUCAACAGCAGCUGUGUUCCUUUGGCACAGUGCCCGUGUUACCACCAGGGAGGGAUGCAUCCAACGGGUGCCUCCCUGCCUGCUGAUGCCUGUAACAACUGUACCUGCACUAAUGGAGAAAUGGAGUGUGGGACUGUUCCCUGCCCAGUGGACUGUGGCUGGAGCAGUUGGACACAGUGGAGUGCUUGCACUCGAACAUGUGAUGUAGGCGUCAGACGGAGGUACCGCUCAGGAACCAAUCCUCCUCCAGCCUUCGGUGGUCGUCCCUGCAAAGGAGAGAGAGUCGGGGUAGACACCUGCAGUAUCGAACCCUGUCUUGGUAUACGAGAACCAUGGAGUAUGUGGUCGGCGUGUUCUGUGACGUGUGGGGGAGGCUACAGGACCCGGACCCGUGGGCCGAUCCGAAUCCACGGCACAGCUCAGCAGUUCAGCAGCUGUAACCUGCAGCCUUGUGGUGGGGGCAAGACAUGUCCUCCAGGCCAGCAGUGGACACAAUGUAUGGUGGGGUCUGUGACCUGUACAGACCUCACACUGAACCUAAGCAGGAACUGUACCCCAGGCUGCCAGUGUCCACAUGGGACUGUCCUGCAGGACGGUAAAUGUGUGCCUCAGUCAGACUGCCGCUGUGAUGUUGAGGGAGAGCUGUACACACCUGGUGACACUGUGCCCAGAAACUGCAAGAACUGCACAUGUGAAAGAGGAAAGCUUGUAAAUUGCUCUCAAAUCAGCUGCAAUGUGGAUGGCCAGUGGGCAGGGUGGACUCCAUGGGGUCAAUGCUCAGUGUCGUGUGGACCGGGUCUCCAGUCUCGGUACCGGUUCUGUUCCAGUCCUCAGCGAUCUGGAAGUGGACUUCCAUGUCUUGGUCCUCACCGUGAGGAUCAAGUCUGCGUCAUUGCAUCAUGUGAUCUUGAUGGAGACUGGAGUCAUUGGAGUUAUUGGACAGAGUGCACUAAGUCAUGUGGCGGGGGGAUUCAAAGCCGGAGGAGACACUGCGACAGCCCCAAUCCUGAGGGGGAUGGGAAUUACUGCGAGGGGCUGGGAACAGAAGUCAGAGCCUGUAACACCAACCAUUGUCCAGUGCCACCUUGUUCGAAGGUCCCGGGAACAGUUUUCAGCAGCUGUGGGCCCUCCUGUCCUCGAUCCUGUGACGACCUGGCAGUAACCAAUGGGACGGUCUGUGUAGCGAGGGAAGACUGUCCCUGUUUGGACAUAAACACUGGCCACCGAGUAGAAGCAGGAGAGUCUACUGAGGCUCCUGAUGGAUGCAACAACUGCACAUGUGAGGGUGGCAAGUUCAACUGCACCAGAGAGCCUUGUCCAGUGUCUGGUGGGUGGUGUGAGUGGUCACAGUGGACACCCUGCUCCAGAACCUGUGGGGCAGAGUCGGUGUCUCGCUACAGAAGCUGUAACUGCCCUGAACCAAAAGCUGGGGGAGAACCCUGUCCUGGAGAACAGGAAAUGCACAAUGGGAUAGGAGUUCGAAUACAGAGACAGCCCUGCCCUGUCAUCACGUUCUGCCCAAUUCACGGUUCAUGGAGUUCCUGGUCAGCGUGGUCAGACUGUGAUGGGUGCGCUGGGUCAUCAGUUCGUACCAGACACUGCAACAGUCCCCCUGCCAGAUUCGGUGGCCUUCCCUGUCUGGGAGAGAGCUGGCAGAGUCGCAGAUGCCAUGACAACAUCACUGUCUGCCCAGAUUGUGGUGGUGGUCAGGAAGAAUGGCCAUGUGGGAAGCCUUGUGCUCGCUCCUGUUCGGAUCUCCAUGGUGACACAGAGUGCUUGGACUCCCCCAAGUGCAUCCGGACCUGUGGUUGUCCAGGUGACAUGCUGCUGCAGGAUGGAAUCUGUGUGGCCAGAGAGGAGUGCCGCUGCAAAUAUCACAACAGCUCCACCACUGAUUCCAGUAAUAUGUCAUGGGUGUGGCCUGGUGGAUAUGAUUGGCAGUUUGCAAAUCCAGGAGAUAUCAUCAUCAGUGACUGCAAAAACUGCUCAUGUAAGGCUGGGGUUUUGCAGUGUCAGUCUGUUCCUGGUUGCCAUGUGGAUGGGGACUGGGGACAAUGGGGAACCUGGACCGAGUGUUCGCUUCCUUGUGGUGGAGGACAGUCCCGUUCUCGUGUCUGCACCUCUCCACCUUGCCAUGGCAUCAGUCGUCAAAGCAAAAUGUGCAACACACAAGUCUGCCUUGAUGUGGGCUGCCCUCCAGGCAAGCUGUACAGAGAGUGUGAACGUAGAGAGGGCUGUCCCUUCAGCUGCGCUCAGGUCAGUGGCAAAGAGGGCUGCUACUCUGACAGCUGUGAGGAAGGCUGCCACUGCCCACCACACACCUACCAACACCGUGGAAUGUGUACACAGGAUUGUCCAUGUCUGGUGGAUAAAGAAAUCUUGGCUUCCCUGCAGAGUGCGUCUGUCAAACCAGUAUCAUCUCUGCUCUCCAGCAACAUCUCAGAAGGGAUGGAGCUCAUGUCUGGAGAUACCCUAACACAUGAAUGCAGUACAUGUGAUUGUGAGCAUGGAACAUGGAACUGUUCCCUGGAGCUCUGCCCAGUCGAUGGUGGUUUCUCACCCUGGGGCCCUUGGAGCCCCUGCUCGCUCUCCUGUGGAGGUUUGGGAGUGAAGACUCGCUCAAGAGGCUGCACACAGCCAGCCCCAGCCCAUGGUGGGAGAGACUGUCAUGGGCCCCGCAAGGAAACUACCUACUGCCAGGCUCCUGACUGUCCAGCUACUGUUGUUCCAACAGUGGAACCAGCAAUCCCAGAGGAUUCUGGCUUCUCUCCGUGGUCACUGUGGAGUUCCUGCAGCAAAACCUGCACUGACGUUCAAACCCCUGCUGUAAAGUCUCGUCAUCGACAGUGUGGCAAACCUCCCUGCUCUGGGAACUCUCUACAAGAGAAGGCCUGCAACCUGCCCCAGUGUCCAGGUAUGAAUGUGUGCAUGGGAGCCAACUGUGUAGAAAGGAACUGCUCAUGGAUGGAGUGGGGGAAUUGGGGGUCCUGCUCCCGGUCCUGUGGAGUAGGUCAACAGCAGAGGAUCCGAACUUUCCUCCGGCCUGCUGGUAACGGUUCGUGGUGCGAGGACAUUCUUGAAGGGAACCUGGAGCAUCGGUUCUGUAACAUAAGGCCCUGCAGAGUGGAUGGAGGCUGGUCCAGGUGGAGUCCCUGGUCCCGCUGCGAUCAACACUGUGGUGGAGGUCGCUCCAUCCGCAAUCGCUCCUGCUCCAGCCCUCCGCCAAAGAACGGUGGACAAAAGUGUGUUGGAGAGAAGAACCAGGUCAAGCCAUGCAACACCAAACCUUGUGGUGAGAAAGGGUGUCCGACGGGCCAAGAGUUUGCGUCGUGUGCCAACCAGUGUCCUCAGCGCUGCUCAGAUCUCCAGCAGGGCAUUGAGUGCCAGGGCAGCACUGAAUGUCAGCCUGGCUGUCGCUGUCCUAAAGGUCAGUUGCAGCAGGACGGUGUGUGUGUGGAGUUGUGGCAGUGCGAUUGUUUGGACUCACUGGGCAACAUUUGGGCAGCCGGCAGCUGGCACCAGGUGGACUGCAACAACUGCAGCUGCACUGACGGACAGCUUCUCUGCACCAAUCAGAGCUGUCUCCCCAUCUGCGUUUGGAGCUCUUGGUCCAGCUGGGCAGCGUGCAGUGUUACAUGUUUGCCGGGUCAGAGAACCAGAUACAGCUGCAACUUUGAGGAGGUUCAGCACAAACCUUGCAACCCUGGACCCUGCCCCCCUCUCUGUCUUCAAGACGACCAGGAACUCAGAGUGGGAGACACCUGGCUGCAGGGAGAGUGUCAGCAAUGCACAUGUACCCCAGAGGGAGUCUACUGCCAAGACAUUGACUGUAGAGUUGAUGGGGCCUGGACCCCCUGGUCAGUGUGGUCUGACUGCUCAGUGACCUGUGGUCAAGGCACGCAUGUUCGAACCCGAGCCUGCAUCAAUCCCCCACCACGAAACAACGGCUCUCACUGCACCGGACCAGCAAGACAAACGCAGCACUGUCAAACCCCUCCGUGUUUGGAUGACCUUUGCCCGUGGUCGCCAUGGUCACCGUGCUCCCGGAGCUGCGGUGCUGGGUCAGUGUUGCGGCGCAGGCUGUGUGUGUGUGAGGAGGGAGGGAAUGCUGCGUGCCCCCCUGAGGUUGAGGCUGUGAGGAACAGUGAGGAGACCCAACUGUGCUACUAUCAACCGUGUCCGAGCUGUCCCAUGUCUGCGUGGAGCGUUUGGUCCCGGUGCUCAUGUGAGACUCAGAGACAGCAGCGCUAUCGUGUAGCUCUCACCUCAGCCACCAGGGGCCAGCAGUGCACUCCUGUAGAAACACAGAGCCAGGCGUGCAGCCUCAGUCAGUGUGAUGCCUGUGAAGCCCCGUUUGUUUACUCAGCAUGUGGAGCUCCCUGUGAGAAGCAGUGUGCACUGAUGGGCAGAGAAGAUAUGUGUGUUGGUGUCAGGGAGUGCACACCUGGCUGUUACUGCCCUGAGGGCCUGCUGCAGCAGAAUGGUAGCUGUGUUCGUCUGCAGGAAUGUGGAUGCAUCUACCUGCAGCACCAGGCUUCAGGAGAACCUCCCACACCUAUCACUGUUGCUCAGGGGGCCACAGUCACCAUUGACUGCAGCACCUGUCUUUGUCAUGAUGGGACUUUACAUUGUGACAUGAGAGAGUGUGAAGUUAUCCUCAGCGAGUGGUCAGAGUGGACCCCCUGCUCUCCCUGCAUACCCCUGAACUCUGAGCAGCUUGGUACUUCCCUGGAAGGGCUCAUCAACAGCACUAAAAUGGUCUCCAUCCAGAGACGUUUCCGGGCCUGCUUGGACAUAGAUUCCGGACUUCCUGUCAAGAGAGAGGAGGAAAACCAAUGCCUGGGACCGUUGGUUGAAGAGAGGCUCUGUCCAGAUGCCACCAUCUGUAGAGAUCUGUGCCACUGGAGUGUGUGGAGUGUUUGGACGGCAUGUGCACAACCAUGCAGCGGUGGAGUCAGGCAUCGCUACAGACGACCUCUGGCCUCUCCCGCAGGGCCCCGCUGUAGGAGCCAGCAGACGCAGAGUCAGAGUUGCAACACCGGACUCUGUCCAGGUGAGCGCUGUGAGGACAGGGAGCGGAUCUAUCACGACAGCUGUGCAAAUCAGUGUCCUCGGAGCUGUGCAGACUUAUGGGAGCAUGUGCAGUGUCUGCAAGGAAGCUGUCACCCAGGCUGUCGAUGUCCAGAUGGACAGUUGCUGCAGGAUGGCCACUGCGUACCAGUGACCGAGUGUCGCUGUGGAACCCCAUCAGGCAAUGGGACAGUGGAGUUCAGCCCUGAAGAGGAGCUCAUUAUUGAAUGUAACACUUGUGUGUGUGAAAAUGGCACUCUGGCGUGCACAACACUUCCUUGUCCAGUUUAUGAGCCUUGGAGCCCGUGGAGCUCCUGCUCAGUCUCCUGUGGACACGGACUAAGAACAAGGACACGGAGCUGCCAGGACACCAAGAACGGUCCCUCCUGUGCUGACACCACACAGACAGAGAGCUGUGAUCUGCUAUCUUGUCCAGAGGGUUGUUUAUUAAGUGACUGGUCAUCCUGGAGUGAGUGCAGCAGCACGUGUGGCGGAGGGGUGUCAACGAGGAACAAGACAGUACUUCAAGAACCAGAACCUGGUGGGGCAGGCUGUGUUGGACCACUCAAACAGCAUACAGUCUGUAACACCAACAGCUGCCUGCCUGAGUGUCCCAGCAGGCAGGUAUACAGUAACUGUUCAGCUUCUUGUCCUUACUCCUGCGAGGACCUGUGGCCACACACCCAGUGUUUACCUGUACCUUGUAUCCAAGGGUGUUCGUGUCCUCCUGGACAGGUGUUGUUAGAGGGCUCCUGUGUGCCUCACGCUGACUGUCCCUGUUCAUCACUCUCGUUGCCAACUGAAUACCAAAGGUGGAACAUGAGCAGUGAGGGCUUUGUGGAAGUUCUGCUGAAGCCUGGAACAACUAUUAAGCACCGCUGCAACACAUGUGUUUGCCGAGGUGGAGUGUUCAGCUGUACCUCAAAGACCUGCGAUGUGGCCUGUCAGUGGUCCAGCUGGUCACCAUGGAGUCCGUGCUCAGCCAGCUGUGGUACUGGCCGGCAAAGUUCCACAAGAUCAAUUCUGCAGCCCAGCCUGUAUGAAGGAGCCCCAUGUGAAGGCUUGAACGUCCGUAGCACAGGCUGUGUUGCUCCUGACUGUGUAUGCCCUGAUGAGGAGCAAUGGAGGAGGAACCCGUUAGCGGAGGUCCUGCUGUGUGAGAGAAGCUGCCAGGACAUUUACUCCACCUCCCCUGUCAACUGCAGCCGGUCCGCUGAGGGUUGCGUGUGUCGGGAGGGGCUUUACCGAAAUCUGGAGGGCCUGUGUGUUAUCCCCGCCCUCUGUCCCUGCCAUGACCAAGGCAUCCUGCGAGAGGCUGGAUCGGAGUGGGAAGAGGGCUGUCUUUCAUGCAGCUGUGUGAACGGGAGAAAACUGUGCCAGAUGAGGUGUUCUCCACUUUCCUGUGAAGAGGGUGAAGUUAAAGUGGAGGAACCAGGCAGCUGCUGUCCAGUCUGCAGAAAACUGUUCCCCGGUGAGCCUGAGGCAGAGUGUAAGCGCUACGUUGAGGUCCGGAACAUCACCAAGGGAGGCUGUCGGCUUGACAACGUGGAGGUCAGCUUCUGCAGGGGACGUUGUCUGUCCUGGACUGAUGUCAUUAUGGAGGAGCCCCACCUUCGCUCAGAGUGUGAGUGCUGCAGUUACAAACUGGACCUGGUAAAACCAGUCCGUUUCCUCAGCCUGCAGUGUGACAGCGGAGAAAGUGAGCAGGUCUUCCUACCAGUCAUUACCAGCUGCGAAUGCACCAGCUGUCACGGAGGCGACUUGUCCAGGCGUUAAUGUGUGUGUGUUGAAGAGUGUUUGUGAGUGUGUGUCAGGUAGAGUGGAAUUAGUCUGAAACCCACGCUGAGCGAGACCAGGAUUCUAAGUGCCAACUCUGUGAUAGAUGGAUGUUUCUGGGUUGAACAGAUGGAUGGACAGUCGAGUGGAAGAAGUUCUUCUUGAAGGACAUAUUGCUCCACAUUUUUCAAUCGUAGUUUCAAGUUCUUUUCCUGCAGCUUCUUCAGCCUGUUUUCUUGUUUCCAAAUAUUGAACUUAUCAAUAAAAAUGCUUUUAAAUAGAGGAAA